UGAUUAGUCGAGACGCACCGGCUCCGUCCACAUCGCGGUGCCGUUCGGACCCAUCGGACUCUCCAAACAUUCAGGACCCACACGGAGCGCCCGCACCACAGGGACACGAAGGUUAGGGUCAGAUCACCGAACGGGCGAAGAUGAUUAAGCUGUUCUCCCUGAAGCAGCAGAAGAAAGACGAGGAAUCUGCUGGAGGAAACAGAGCCGGAGCCGGGGGGAAGAAAGCCAGCGCGGCCCAGCUCCGAAUACAGAAAGACAUCAAUGAGUUGAAUUUGCCAAAGACGUGUGAGAUCAGCUUCCCUGAUGACGACGACCUCCUCAACUUCAGACUCAUCAUCUCACCGGACGAGGGCUUUUAUAAAGGAGGGAAGUUUGUGUUCAGCUUCAAGGUAGGACAGGGUUACCCCCACGACCCCCCCAAGGUCAAGUGUGAGACAAUGGUGUAUCACCCCAACAUCGACCUGGAGGGGAACGUCUGUUUAAACAUCCUACGAGAGGACUGGAAGCCCGUGCUGACGAUAAACUCCAUCAUCUACGGUCUACAGUAUCUAUUUCUAGAGCCAAACCCUGAGGACCCGCUGAACAAGGAGGCAGCAGAGGUUCUGCAGACGAACCGGCGGCUCUUCGAGCAGAACGUCCACCGCUCCCUGAGGGGGGGCUAUGUUGGCGCCACCUACUUUGAGAGAUGUCUGAAGUAACUCGGACCUCCCCUCUCCCCCCUCCUCCCUUCCCUGCCUGACCUCCCCCUGCCUUCUGAGUCCUGCUGCUCGACUGAAGCGGGAGAUGCAGCAACUCAAAGCAGCACGCAGCGAGACGCUUUCCGGUUUUAAAACAAAAGAAGCCCCGCCCCCUCUCCUCCAUUGCCUCGUCUGACCCCUCCCCUUCCUCCUCCUCCCACAUUUCUCUGUUUUACUUUCAACAAGCAAAGUUCAGUCGUUCAAACGACAUACAACUGUCCGGACUCUGCCGAGGAGGAGGAUGGAAGAGGAGGAAGGGGCGGGGGGGUUUGUUUCUCUGGUCGGCAUCACAGCGCUGAUGAUAUUGAUGCCCACAACAUUAUUUUUGUUUGUUUAUUCUGGUUUUAUUGUUUGUGGCAAACACACCUGACUUCACGCAGGUGAACAGAAAGACACGCCCACCUCCACCCCGUCACCUGCCGGUAUUCAUUAAUUUCAGCAGCAAACUCCAAACACUUCCUGCUUCGUUCUCACAGGAAGGAGAGGGGCGGGGCUUUUCAUCCACAAAGAUGGUGGAUGUGCCUAAAGUUUUUCUUAAUGGAUUUUAGUUUUUAGGUUUUGAAGUCUUUUGCUGCAGGUGAAACUGGUAGGGGAGGAGCUUCAGAGUCAUGGGGAGGGACCUUUUCCGGUCAGAGUCACAGGGAAAUAUUGCUUGAGGGAGGGGAUUGUAAAGUGGGAGUGGCUUGUGAGGAAAAGAAACAUGCCUUUAGUUUCUGCAGUGGCUGUAGUUAGUU
This is a messenger RNA of Nematolebias whitei (Rio pearlfish), 1471 nucleotides long. RefSeq names its product ubiquitin conjugating enzyme E2 M (gene ube2m). NCBI's taxonomy places the organism in Eukaryota, Metazoa, Chordata, Actinopteri, Cyprinodontiformes, Rivulidae. The coding region runs from base 141 to 698 and encodes 185 amino acids. The transcript is spliced from 6 exons. The record is from RefSeq and is a predicted model, not a curated record.